Molecule: messenger RNA, 1929 nt
Organism: Stegastes partitus (bicolor damselfish)
Lineage: Eukaryota; Metazoa; Chordata; Actinopteri; Pomacentridae
Gene: pisd
Product: phosphatidylserine decarboxylase
Exons: 8
Coding region: 15-1370 (451 amino acids)
Biological process (GO): phosphatidylethanolamine biosynthetic process
Cellular component (GO): mitochondrion
Molecular function (GO): phosphatidylserine decarboxylase activity
Source: RefSeq, a predicted model, not a curated record
CAGCAUCAGUUGCCAUGGAGACCUUGCUCCACAGCGUCAGUUGCCAUGGAGACCUAGCAUGUAAACAGAGAGACACCUUCGUGGGACUGAAAACUUUGGCUUUAAGCUCAUCAUACCUGCUGACCCACUGGUCUGGCUUCGUCACACUUCGACCUACAGCCCCGCCCACAUCCGCUCUCCACCAAUUACAGAGUAACAGUUUCAUUUUCUGGUUUCAGAGUUUUCCCUCCAAACGGCUGCCAGAAGAGGAGCCUGAACACAGAUCUUUGGACCAAUCAGCUCCUUCUGUCUCUUCAGGUCGUGGUCUCUUGCCCCGCCCCCGGCCGCUCCCCUUCCUGUUGGUGACAGGAGGAGGUUACCUUGGUUACCAGCAAUACAGGAGGCAGGGUCAAAAGGAGGAUGGAGUGCCACCCCCUCUGGCCACGCCCACACAGGUGGCGCUGUACCGUUCCUUCCCAACCCGCCUCCUGUCCCGGGCCUGGGGCCGUCUGAACGGGGUGGAGCUCCCUACGUGGCUCAGGAAGCCCAUCUACUCUCUGUACAUCUGGACCUUUGGGGUCAACAUGCAGGAGGCAGCGGUGGAGGAUUUACAUCAUUACAGGAAUCUGGGAGAGUUUUUCCGGCGACGCCUUAAACCUGCAGUCCGACCACUUUGUGCCUCCUCCUGCUUGGUGUCUCCAGCUGAUGGGAGGAUCCUCCACUUUGGACGGGUGAAGAACUCAGAGGUGGAGCAGGUGAAGGGGGUCACCUACAGUCUGGAGAACUUCCUGGGUCCACAGAAGAGGCAAGGCCAGGAUUCAUCCUCGUCUUUCAGGGACCUCCUCCUGUCGUCUCCUGACAGCGACCUGUUCCACGUCGUGGUCUACCUGGCUCCAGGUGACUACCACUGCUUCCAUUCACCCACAGAUUGGAGGGUUGAGCUUCGCCGUCACUUCCCAGGCUCGUUGAUGUCGGUGAACCCAGGAGUGGCUCGUUGGGUCAAAGAGUUGUUCUGCCUUAACGAGCGUGUGGCGCUCACUGGCCAAUGGCAGCACGGCUUCUUCUCGUUAACGGCGGUGGGAGCCACUAACGUCGGUUCCAUCAGAGUUUACUUCGACCAGGAGCUGCAGACCAACGCUCCCCGCUACAGUAAAGGCUCCUUCCACGAUCGCAGCUACGUCUCUGUCCACGAGGUGGCGCUGAGGGCGAUAGAUGAAGGGGGCAUGGUCUCUGUGGAUGGAGGAGGCGUGGCCUUACAGCGGGGGGAAGCACUGGGGGAGUUUAACCUCGGCUCCACCAUUGUUCUGCUGUUUGAGGCUCCCAAAGACUUCAGCUUCAGCCUGCAGCCCGGCCAGCGAAUCAGAGUGGGCGAAGGCCUCGGCAGACUCUGAUUGGAAGAGCUGCAGACUCUGGGGGCGGGGCCUGAUGAAUGACGGGUUUUAUUGGAUUGUGGGCCAUUUUGUCUGUGAACAGUUUGUAUUUUAUUACAUGGACUUAAACUCCCAGAAUGCCUUGGUCCUCACGAGGAGGAAGAUGCCAAAUUUCACUUCGGCUUCUGUUCUGUCUGAAUGUCGCUCAUCAAGGAGCUCAACCCAACAGAGAACGUGUUCCUUUAAAACCACAGAAACAUAUUUUAUUAAACAGAGUAAAUUUUCAUUUUUCAUGAAAAUCAAAGAUUCACAGUAAAAACUUGUCCGUCCAUCAUUCGACAAUUUGAAUGCCUAAAACUUUAUUGUUCACUGUUUUUUGUUGUUUCUGUCCUCAGUCAGAGCUGUUAGCUGUUAGCAUUAGCAUGCUCACCAUUUCAAGCAAUUCAGCUGGAGGCGUGUGAUUAAUCAAACAGAGAUAUUAGUUUAUUUUUAACCUGUGGUUUGUUUACACCUGCACCGCUUUCUCUGUUCACGUUUGUAAAAUAACUGACUAUGAAUAAAAGUGUAACUUGUAUAAUAA